Perkinsus marinus ATCC 50983 is the source of this 156-nucleotide messenger RNA. RefSeq lists its product as hypothetical. NCBI's taxonomy places the organism in Eukaryota, Perkinsozoa, Perkinsida, Perkinsidae. Bases 1 to 156 code for a protein of 51 amino acids. The record is from RefSeq and is a predicted model, not a curated record. The transcript has 2 exons.
AUGGGUAUAUGGUACAAUAUAAGAGGACUAGGAGGGGUAGAAGAAGGUUUACAAGAUGAUGAUGAAGUAGAGUCGGCCGCCGCCGCUGCUGCUGGUUAUAGUAAUAAUGAUAAUAAUACCAAUGCUAUGUCUAUUGAAUAUGGUAAUAUCAUCUAG